Messenger RNA from Bursaphelenchus xylophilus (pine wood nematode), 2263 nucleotides. Lineage: Eukaryota; Metazoa; Nematoda; Chromadorea; Rhabditida; Aphelenchoididae. The record is from the annotation of a GenBank genome assembly.
AUGCGAGAAAGGGCUGGAGAAGGCGUGAGGAAAGCUGGAUCAAAGGAAGCAGACGAUUCAGAACAUUUCAAGGUAAGUUUAUGACGUUGCCUUUUUGAUUUUUUUGUUUUUCUAGGCCAUUGAGCUAACAAUUUUCUCUGGUGUUACCUAAAAUAAUAUAAUUGAUAUUUCAGCCGGUCCAUGCUGAAGUAGAAUGUGAAGGCCAGCAUAACGUACCAAAGGGUGUGGAGAUGGAAUUCCGAGUUCAGAUUGCAUCCGGCAAAUUCGAUGGAUUGUCGAAAACUUAUGUAAUUUUAAUUAUUCUUGUUGGUUUGAUAUUUAGGUGGAAAUAAAGAAGAUUUGAUGAAUUUCAAUUUAGUAGGGGUGUUUUGUAGCAAUAUAAAAGCCCUGCUAGUCUUGUUUACCCCCGGAAAGCUCGAAUUCGGUCAGAUUCGUCGAUUCUGAUCCAAUUUUGCCUAGUACAAUAUAAUUUCUUUUCUCUUCUUCGAUCAAUCUGAGAAGUUCGGGUUGCAUCUCCUUAAAGCCUUUCGAUGCUUUCUCGUUGGUUUCACACGUAAAUUGUUGUUUUGUUAGAACUUUGGGAUCAUUUUUAUUAUUUAUUUGUAAAGGUUUCAGCGUAUGAAAUGUCGAAAACAUUUUCCCGCGAAUUUCUCUAUUUCCACUUUUUUCGUGGCGUGCCGCUGACCACCCCUGACUGUGACUGACACGCAGGGGUGGUCAGCAGACCCUAUUUUUCCGAUUUUCGGCCCGCGGCCCGGCCCGUCUAAUCACCGGCCCGGCCCGUCUAGUCUUUUUCCAGGCCCGUCUAUAGAGGGUUCUGCGAACUGCGCCCAGGCUCGGGAUCUAAACUGAGGCAAAAAAGGCGUUGAUCUAGCUAGUAAAGGAUCAAUGUGAUAGUUUUGUGGUUCUAUAAUGGAACUAUAGACUUGUAAACGUGUUAGAACUUGAGAAACAGCAACUAUAACAACAUCAAUUAAUUUUCCCGGCGCGAAAACAAUGAAUGCCAACGGUUUGGCAUUGUAAUUUAGACGGGCCGGGCCGGGCCGGAAAAACCCCAGGCCCGCGGCCCGGCCCGGCCCGGCCCGUGACGGGCCCGGCCCGUUUGUAAUUUUCCAUUUUUGAGGCCGGCCGGCCCGUUUGGGCCGGGCCGGCCCGGCCCGCUGACCACCCCUGCUGACACGAAAAGUAAAAAACAGUUGACGCAAGGGAGAGAGGAACAGUCGACCCGGACAUUUUCGACUUUGGAAAAAAAAUUGUGCGAUCAUUCCAAGUUUUUAGCAACUCUAACUUUGUAUACAACAAUGUCGUUCAACAGAGCCCAAAAGGCUGUUGGCAGAGAGCACAGGGAACGAGGUCAAGUAAGUUUUAGACCUUACUGCCCAUAGUGUUUUAGCUGAUUGACCGGAAACAUCUAGGCCUACUGGAGAAGAAGAAAGACUGGAUACAAAGGACCAGAGCUCACCAGAAAAAGUCAAACAAGUUAAAGAAAUUACGGACCAAAGCUCUGGAGAGGAAUCAAGAUGAGUUUGAUUUCCACAUGGUUAACAGCCAAGUCGGGGUACGUUAGACAUAAGAAUUUUUAUUUUUUCAGUUUGAUGGAAUUCAUAGAGAAGCGAAACAUACAGACCCGGAGGAGAGUUUUGUUCAAAAUCUCUUGAAUGAUGUCACCGAUAUCAAUUAUGUUCGCCAUAAACUUGCCUUGGAAAGAAAAGUAGGUAUUGGUACGAAAGUAAUUUAAUUAACGUGUUUAGAAAAUUGACAAACUGAAAUCGGUGUUGCACAUGACGGAUUCAAAUGCAAAGCGGAAUACACAUACAUUCUUUGUCGAGGAUGACCAGGAAGGUAAUUCUUUAUUGUUUUAAAUGAUAGUGAUAAUUGAAUAAUGAGUUUUUUAGUUUCUGAAUUAACAACAGAAAAGCUUUUUGGCAUCUCAUCGAGCCUGAUUGACAGAAAAAGCAAUAGGAUUCCAGAAGAGAAGUUAAGGUCUCAGGCAAUUGCAGUAGCAGAUAAGGCAUCGGCCAUGGUAUGUCAUGAAUAAUAUUAUUUACCUUGUACUUAGGAAAUCGAAAAACAACGUCAUGCGAUGUAUGAAGAGUUGGAUAAGAGAGUAAAGAGAGAGCGUGAACUGAACAUUGUUCUUCAGAAGUUGGAAUUGAAGAAAGCCGUUCAGAUGACUAAUAGGAUGGACAAACCCAAGUUGAUAAGUAAGGCUACAAAUGAAAAACCCGCCUGUUUCAAAUGGAAAUUUGAGAGGAAGAAGUAA